Suncus etruscus (white-toothed pygmy shrew) is the source of this 999-nucleotide messenger RNA. RefSeq names its product transmembrane protein 179 (gene TMEM179). The transcript has 4 exons. The record is from RefSeq and is a predicted model, not a curated record. Lineage: Eukaryota; Metazoa; Chordata; Mammalia; Eulipotyphla; Soricidae. The coding region runs from base 5 to 691 and encodes 228 amino acids.
CGCCAUGCCGCUGGACAGCCUGGCCCUGGCGCAGUGCGUGUGCUACGUGCUGGCCUUCGUCUCCAGCUUCGUGGCGGUGGUGCCGCUGUCCGAGAACGGCCAGGACUUCGGCGGCCGCUGCCUGCUCUUCACCGACGGGCUGUGGCUGAGCGCCAACCUGUCGGUCCAGGGCCGCGAGCGCUUCACCGUGCAGGAGUGGGGCUCGCCCGCCGCCUGCCGCUUCGGCCUGCUCGCCGGCCUCCUGUCGCUGCUGCUGGCGGCCGCGCACGCCUGGCGCGCGCUCUUCUCGCUCUGCAAGGGCCACGACGGCUCAGUCCUGGGUGCCUUCGUGAGCCUGUUGGUGAGCGCCUUGGUAGUGUUCCUGGUCUUCAUCGCCAGCACCAUCGUGAGCGUGGGUUUCACCAUGUGGUGUGACGCUGUUACUGAGAAGGGCACAGUGGCCCACAGCUGCAAAGAGCUCCAGGAUACGGACUUGGAGCUGAAUGCGGACAACUCUGCCUUCUACGACCAGUUUUCCAUUGCCCAGUUUGGCCUGUGGGCAGCGUGGCUGGCCUGGCUGGCCCUGACGGUGCUGGCGUUCCUGAGGGUGUACCGAAGCCAUCGGCAGGAGGACCUGCUUGACAGCCUGGUGCUUGAGAAGGAGCUGCUCCUGGGCCGGCCCUUCCAGGAGGAGAAAAGCGCCAUCAUCUAGGCCCCGCACCUGUCCUGCUCACAUGCUGCCCCACUGAGCCUGCCAAGGGCCAUCCAGGCAUGGACCUGUAGGGUACAGGGGCAGGCCUGGGCACACCUCUGAGCAGCAGCCGGCCAGCCCCUCCCAGCUGCAUGACCCCCAGUGACUCUGUGACCCAUCUCGGUCCUGACACAGCCCUGCCCCUCAGUGCCCAGGACUGCCUGUCCCCGCCAUCCCUGCUGAGCCACCCUCCCUGGCCUCAGCAUUGGGAUACAGAGACUGUGGUGGGGGCAGUUGGGGGUGCCUAUGUGAGGGUGUCUCCAGGGUGC